Messenger RNA from Drosophila suzukii, 3894 nucleotides. RefSeq names its product Sad1 and UNC84 domain-containing protein klaroid (gene koi). Gene Ontology annotation, molecular function: protein-membrane adaptor activity. The record is from RefSeq and is a predicted model, not a curated record. Gene Ontology annotation, cellular component: nuclear envelope; meiotic nuclear membrane microtubule tethering complex. Lineage: Eukaryota; Metazoa; Arthropoda; Insecta; Diptera; Drosophilidae.
UAGCAGCACAAUCUAUUCGAAUUUUUUCGCCGCUCGGAAAAGACGUGAUUUCGUCGACGCGCCAGUUGAGGCUAUUUAUAAAACAUUUUCGGCGCUUGCAAACAAGCCGCAUAUUCAUCUAACAAAAUCUAAAAUAAAUUCAUUAAGUGCGGUAGAACAAGAAUAUUAUUAAGGCCCCGAGCACUUGCAAGAGAAUCUAAUCAUGAGCGAUGAUACGUACCAGAUAGAGACGCGUCGGCGGUCGCGUUCCAAGACCCCCUUUUUGAGAUCGGCCGAUCACGCUGGAGAGGAUGGACAUGUGCACCACCCCAAAAAGAAGUCAGCGGUCCCCAGUGUGCAAACGAUAGUGGAGGAGCACAGAGUGGAGUCGAGCAGCAGCAAGAAAACCCGAGGCAAGGCCUUUGCCCAACUGACCUCGGACUACUCCAGCGACGACAUGACCCCGGAGGCCAAACGCAAGCAGACGUCGACCACCACCACAGUCACCUCGAUCUUCACCAAGCUAUCCGGUGGAGCCACAUCCACGCCGCGCAACAGAAGCCAGCUGGAGACCACACAAAACGCGCUAAACUCCGCCCAGGAGAAGCUCAACCACUCGAACGGCAACCUCAGCUCAGGAAAUGUCAGCGACUACCUGGCCUACAUUGAGUACCGUGAUGCUGGCGAGUACUGGAACAAAACCCCUAAAACGGACUACACCUACUCCGAACUGUCCCCCCACCGCCGCCAGCUGGCACCGGGCAUUGUGGCCAUGCCCAACAUGUCCAGGCGCAGCCUAGAAAACCACAACGAUCGUGUCAACUACAUGGUUAAGCAGAACCCCGCCCAGGAGGAGUUCAUCCGCCGCCGCUACCAGUCCAAUUACGCCCGGCAGACCAACUACGACUCCGCAGACGAACUGGACGCCACCUUUGGGCAGAAGCAGAACCAGAGCUGGUGGCUCGUCCGCCUAAUCCAGCUGGUCGUUAGCAGCAUCACCACAGUGUGGACUCGAGUGACCAAUCUCUCAGCCACUGAGACAAAUGCCUACCAAAACUACUAUGCUAGGCGCCAACAGAGUCAACAAGUUGGAUUCCUGGGAAAAGUUGCCCAGUCUAUCGGAGGAGGUUUCACGAGUUUGCUGCGCUACUUGUACAUCUUCAUUGGAUCGGUGCUGAGUUUGGACACGUGGUUGCUGCGUUCUUCGGUUGCGGAAAACAAAUCGAAAAAGCGGUUCUUCAUAUUUUUGCUGAUUCUGCUGCCCUUGCUGCUGUUGACUGGAUGGUCGCUGUUGCAGGAGGAUCAACGUAUUGAGUACGUUCAGCGUGCCGAAGCGCUGUUGCCGCUGCCGUUGACCCUUUUCGGGUCCCUGCAAAGCCGUUUGUCCAAUGCUGGAGCCUCCUUGAAGAGUUGGCUGCAGGUGCCCAUCGUUAGAAGUCCCCAGGAGGAAGCCGAGGCCAUCAAAAUCAACAUGGCCAGCAUCGAGAAGAACAUACAGAAGGCCUUGACUGCGGAGGAGUACGAGAAUAUCUUAAACCAUGUCAACAGCUAUGUGCAACAGUUGGUGGAGCUGAAAAUGCAGCAGCAAUCAAAGGAUCUGCCCCCGCAGCAGGUGCAACUCAUUGUUCAGCUGAUGAAGGAGAACCUGCAGCAGUUCGCCGAGAAAACACAGCUAACCGAGAAGGAUUUGGCUGAUCUGGCCAUAAAACUGAAACUGGAGCUGCAACAAUCUGGCGACUGGCAGGAUGGAGCGAAGCUAUCGCAAGCCAACAUAGAGGAGAUCACAAGGCUUAUUAAGUCAGAGGUCCACCUGCACGAAUCUAACUACACAAUUCAAUUGGAAAAGAUUGACUUUGCGGCGCUGCUGGAUCGCAUCUUGCUGGCUCCCGAGUUGGCCGAUUUUGUAGAUGCUCGCAUUAGUCUCAAGGUGCAGCAGCUAGAGCCGAAGGAGAGUUCUGGUUCCCCUCCCACAGAAAUCGAAAUUGAUCGCCUAAACAGGGAGAUUGCAUUCAUUAAGCUGGCCCUUUCUGAUAAGCAGGCGGAGAACGCCGACCUGCACCAGUCAAUCAGCAACCUGAAGCUUGGUCAGGAGGAUCUGCUGGAACGCAUGCAGCAGCACGAACUGGCCCAGGAUCAGCGCUUCAGCGGGCUUCUGGCCGAAAUCGAGUCCAAACUUUCUGCCCUCAACGACUCGCAGUUCGCUCUUCUCAACAAGCAGAUCAAACUUUCCCUGGUCGAAAUUCUUGGUUUCAAACAAUCCACCGCUGGCGGUGCCGCUGGUCAACUGGAUGAUGCCGAUCUGCAGAACUGGGUGCGCAGCAUGUUCGUGGCCAAGGACUACCUGGAGCAGCAGCUGUUGGAGCUGAACAAGCGCACCAACAACAACAUCCGCGACGAGAUCGAGCGUUCCAGUAUCCUGCUGAUGAGCGACAUCAGCGAGAGGAUCAAGCGGGAGAUUCUGCUGGUCGUGGAGGCGAAACACAACGAGAGUGCCAAAGCGCUGAAGGGCCAUAUCCGCGAGGAGGAAGUGCGCCAGAUAGUCAAGACAGUGCUGGCUAUUUACGAUGCUGACAAGACGGGUCUGGUGGACUUUGCCCUGGAGUCGGCGGGCGGCCAAAUCCUCUCGACGCGUUGCACCGAGAGCUAUCAGACCAAAUCAGCUCAGAUAUCGGUGUUUGGCAUUCCACUCUGGUACCCCACCAACACACCGCGGGUGGCCAUCUCACCCAAUGUGCAGCCGGGAGAGUGCUGGGCAUUCCAGGGUUUUCCCGGAUUCCUAGUGCUGAAGCUCAACUCGUUGGUGUACGUCACUGGAUUCACCCUCGAGCACAUACCCAAGAGCUUGUCUCCGACAGGAAGGAUAGACUCCGCUCCUCGCAACUUCACCGUCUGGGGGUUGGAGCAAGAGAAGGACCAGGAACCUGUGCUGUUCGGCGAGUACCAGUUCGAGGACAAUGGCGCCUCCCUCCAGUACUUCGCCGUUCAGAACCUGGACAUCAAACGGCCGUACGAGAUCGUCGAAUUGCGCAUCGAGACGAACCAUGGCCAACCCACCUAUACAUGCCUCUACCGGUUUCGAGUGCACGGCAAACCCCCAGCCACAUAGAUCUAACCGAGUCCCUCUCUAUAUAGUUACCUAAGUACUGUCAGGUGUACAUAAUGUCUGUGCCUUAAAAAGGAAACUCAACAAUUUAUUAUCGCGAGAUGUGGAUCAACUGAGCCCAGCCGCCUUUAACUUAUGCAAACUAUGUGAAGAGUAAGGCUAUAGCUUUUAAGUGUUUUGUAUCAUAUCGUAGGAUUGAAGUGUUUAUACCCAAGUAAGGUUAACUUGUACAUACCUAAAUAAGUAAGUCGGGGCUCGAGUCCAGUGUCCAAGGAAAGUCCUAUAAUAUUUAUUCACACUUAGUUUGUCCCUCUGAAAUCAAUCAUCGUUCCUUUAAGUCUACUCUACUAACAUAUGGAUAUUUUUUACCAUGUUUGCCAUUUAAAAGCGUUUUGAACUAAAUAGUCAUAGUUUGUCUAAGCCGCACACUUGCUGGAAAUCUAUAGUUUAAGUUAUGCCUAAGCCAAAAUGUUUUACAAUGGAAACUUGCACACUUAUAGCAAUAGUGAUUUGAAUUUAUCUAAAAAAACAUCCCCUCUGAAAUAGUGUAAAAUAAAAUUGAAACUCAAUGAACAUCUCAACUAAAACUAUCGAAUGAAACCUGCACAUAUCUCACCCAAUCAAUUUAAUCCAAUCCAAAGUUUUCCGUACUCGUUGUAUACGUUCAAUAUAUGUAUGUCUAAAGAGUGAACCCAAAAAUAGCUAAUAGUAAAAUAUAUACUUUUCUAUUGUUUGUAAGUCUACUUAAUUGGUUUAGUUUGUAUUUACUUCGUUUGUUUAUUAAGUCUUCAUCCCAUUUUUUAAACAAUAAA